Messenger RNA from Galdieria sulphuraria, 1195 nucleotides. RefSeq lists its product as uncharacterized. The record is from RefSeq and is a predicted model, not a curated record. The transcript has a single exon. The coding region runs from base 26 to 649 and encodes 207 amino acids. NCBI's taxonomy places the organism in Eukaryota, Rhodophyta, Bangiophyceae, Galdieriales, Galdieriaceae.
UUGUGGUAUUUCCCAAAAGCCAAUUAUGAUGGCAAUCACAACCAGCCUAUUUGUAUCUUCUUUCACUCGUCAUGAUAACAGCACGAGUUUCAAAAGGAACCAACUUCGACUUUCAUUAAAAAUAUAUGGACAAGUGAACAAAAAAGGUGGCUCCAAGAGGCGGGUUAUCUUUGUGGAGGAUACAAACAAAUUGCUUGCAGACAAGUCAAUAGCAAGGAAGUGUAGCCACUGUAGACAAGUGGGUCACAACUCGAGAACUUGUCAAGACGCGUUUGUAACAACCGUGUUUUGGACAACGAGUAUAGACAGUCAGAGUACAAGAGAUCGAAGCAGUUUUGGUAAUGUUGUUUGCCAAAGAUGUAACAAUGCAGGAGUCAUCAACUGUGUUUUUUGUGAACAGAACGUGGACAGUAUUGUUUCACGUAACGAGUCCAAAAACUUGGAGAUAAUUGAGACUGAAAAAUCCUCAAGAUUGGACUCUUUCAAGGAAAAACAACUGAAAACUAGUGCUUAUUUGGCGAACAUCGGAAGAUUAUCCAGAAUGACUUACAAGUUGGAUGGCAAAACAAAAGUCGAAGUUUGUGUAAAGUGUAGUGGAACGACAUUGAUGGUUUGUCCUCGUUGUCGUGGGGAACCAAUGAGCGCAUAGCAGAAAUGUUUUCUACACAACAACAGGACGAAGAAGAACAGAGUUUGCAACAAGAAGAAGUUGCUCAAAACAUCUAUGGUUUAGGGUCGUUUGAGAGUACAGAUAGUUCGUCUUUUGAACGAGAACCCAAUAAAAAGCCUUCCACGCUAUUGGGCAAGUUUGCAAGAAGUGUUCAAGACUCGUGGAAACAGUUUUCUCAAGGUUUUGUGGAAGUUUCGCAUAAAACAGCGCUCAAGUAUCCAAGUCUAUUAUUUUUUGGAGACUCUUUAACUGAGUACUCACAACACGUCUCUUCUUCAGAAGGGAUAGGUUGGGGAGCUUUGUUGACCAACGAGUAUUCAACCAAAGCAGAAGUGAUCAUACGUGGUUUUGCUGGUUAUAAUACUCGCUGGGCACUUUAUAUGCUUCCAAAGGUCUUGCAAGCUAUAGAUCUUUCUUGUUUGAAACUGGUGGUUAUUUUUCUAGGAGCAAACGAUUGUGUGUUGCCUGAUAGCCCUCAACACGUUAGUAUUGAAGAAUAUGCAAGCAACCUAUUUAAAAUGAUCA